Musca domestica (house fly) is the source of this 1033-nucleotide messenger RNA. RefSeq lists its product as uncharacterized. The transcript has a single exon. Bases 140 to 880 code for a protein of 246 amino acids. The record is from RefSeq and is a predicted model, not a curated record. NCBI's taxonomy places the organism in Eukaryota, Metazoa, Arthropoda, Insecta, Diptera, Muscidae.
AUUUAGUUGGCAACACUUUACAAUUCAUUCAUUGUUUCGUGUGCGCGGGAGAAACUUUUUUCUGUGUCUUCGAACGACAAAUAUACUUGAAUUUUAGGUUGUUAGUAAUUUAUUUGUGAUUUGUAAAUUAUUAUUAAAUAUGAGUGAAACCAAUGAUAAAUUUUCAACACCAAUUCAAACUAAAAGUAAAAGUCUUGGCCUAAAACGCAACAGCAGUAGCGUCAGUAAACAAAAUUGUAAUACAACAACAACGCCAGUUAUAUCUGCCAAAAAGAAGGCAAUUAAGACUUCUAAACAAGAACCCCAAUCCGAUGUAAAAAUCAACUAUCGUAAUUUGGAGACUGGAAACAGCAAUGAUAGCGUUUUGGACAAUGGAACGCCCUCAACGCCAGUCUUACUAAGGGACAAGCAACAAUUACACAGAGAAUGUGUAAGUACUAAUUGUCGGCCCUAUCGCCUCUCUUUGAGCAAAAGGAUACGAGAGAAAAUGACUAAAAAGCGUCUUGAAUUUCAUAUGGCCAAUGAAAUGGAAAAGCAAGAGGAAGAAGAGACACAAGAGCAGUGUGAUCUGAAAGAUGACAGACUGACAAAGCAUUCCGAGAAACAAGAAAAGGAAAAAUCCACUCCAAAUGGCCCAGCAGAAAAUAUGACUCGUACAGAACUUUUAAGUAGCAUAGACAAAUUACAAAAAGAGUUAAAAUCCCGCGAGGAGCAUGCCAAAAAAGUGCAAGAACUUAAACAAGCAAUUGAGGUGUGGAAGAACGGCUUUGCCUCCGCUCUAAAUGAUUUGCAGAGUAAAAUAACACCUCACUAUGAAAAGGAAGUUUUAUUGCAACAUCUGCACAUAUCCGAAGAAAUGUUAAAAUUUAUUAACGAUUAAGUAGUCCUAGUUAUUUUCAAUCCAAUCAAAAUCAAGCGCAAUUACAAUUUAUGCCAAACCUCACACAGACAAGUGAGAAUAGGAGAAAAUGCGUUAGUCUCGCUCUAAAUAAUGUAAACAACACUUCACAAUGAAAAGGAAACAUUGUUUCAC